AUUAGCUAGCUGGGAAAAGCUUGGUCGUGUGUUUGGGGUUUUGAGUUUUUUUUUUUCUUUUCUUUUUUUUCAUAAUCGUAAACGAAACGAAAGAACCGAACAUUGUUUAUACGUUUCCGUUCCUUCCUGUGCGAAAAUAUAAUCGCCGGACUCCGCGUUUGCACGGUAAAAUGAGAAAACACACGGUCAGGACUGUUGCUCAGUAGGAUAGGGGUUUGUUUUGGAAGGCUCGUUGAACUUUCAAAUGAUUAUUAGUGAUCCUCAUAGAGUAUAAAAUGUUAUGUUAGUUGCAGAAAUACCUUGUUAUUGAGGUAAAUUAGUUGUCUGCAGUAUGUGAUACCCCGGUGUGCAUUUAGUUCUGAUAUCUGCCUUGUUGUAACGUUUACUGCUCGUGUAGAUAGACUGUGACACCAAGCUGUGCCAGACUUGCUCACGUUCCGCACGUCUUACUACUUCUCAGGAUCCCAAUGAUGAGUUAUGCUGAAAAGCCAGAGGAUAUCACAAAAGAGGAGUGGAUGGACAAAUUAAACAAUGUUCACAUACAGAGAGCAGACAUGAAUCGGCUCAUUAUGAAUUACCUGGUGACAGAGGGGUUCAAGGAGGCAGCGGAGAAGUUCAGGAUGGAGUCUGGGGUGGAACCGAGUGUGGACCUGGACUCUUUGGAUGAACGGAUAAAGAUCAGAGAGAUGAUUCUAAAGGGCCAGAUACAGGAUGCUAUUGCACUCAUCAACAGCCUUCACCCAGAGCUGCUUGAUACCAAUCGAUACUUGUAUUUUCAUCUGCAGCAGCAGCAUUUGAUUGAGUUAAUCAGGCUAAGAGAAACUGAGUCAGCACUUGAAUUCGCUCAGACACAACUUGCAGAGCAAGGGGAAGAAAGCCGAGAGUGUCUGACAGAGAUGGAGCGAACGCUAGCCCUUCUGGCCUUUGACAACCCAGAGGAGUCGCCCUUUGGAGACUUGCUCAACAUGAUGCAGCGACAAAAGGUCUGGAGCGAGGUGAACCAAGCUGUGCUGGACUAUGAAAACAGGGAGUCUACGCCCAAACUGGCUAAACUCCUGAAGUUACUGCUGUGGGCUCAGAAUGAGCUGGACCAGAAGAAGGUGAAAUAUCCCAAAAUGACUGACCUUAGCACGGGCACCAUCGAGGAUCCCAAGUGAAAAUUACAGACAAGCGCAUCCACCUUCCACAUCCCCUUAAUUUAUAAUCAGUCAGUGACUGUGUGAUUACCAGGUGACAUGUAUGUAUAAACAGAUUCUACAUUGUUUUGUUGUUUUUUUUUCCCACAUUUCAUUCAUGACAGGUAAAACUUACCUCAUUGUGCAAACUGUAGGUUGUUGUUAUCGCUAAGUAACAGAAUUAAUUCUGUUUAUUUACAGAUCUUUUUAGCUGGAUCUUGGUGAAAACCAAAUUCAAAUAGCUGUUUUUAUAUUUUGUCUUUUUAAAGCCUGAGAUGUUGGCAUUAUUUAUUGUGACCAUUUUCCCCAGCAAGACUACAUUUCUACUAAGAUUGUCAAAUGGAUUUGUUACUGUGUAUGGAGCUGAAAUCUGGACUCCCGAUGAAGGAGGGGCUGUGCUGCUCAGCCCGUGGAGACGUGAUAAAUGCUCUCAUUUGCUGAAUAUGUGUUUAGACUGAGCUGGUGGAUGGUUUCAGGUCAGAAAGUGAAUUUAAAAUUGAAAUUUCAUUAACAAAAUGUGAAUAUUUUUCAAAUAAAUGGCAAGCUACACGUUA
Messenger RNA from Melanotaenia boesemani (Boeseman's rainbowfish), 1729 nucleotides. Its product is annotated as glucose-induced degradation protein 8-B homolog. Gene Ontology annotation, biological process: proteasome-mediated ubiquitin-dependent protein catabolic process; positive regulation of canonical Wnt signaling pathway. Bases 468 to 1157 code for a protein of 229 amino acids. Gene Ontology annotation, molecular function: protein binding. Gene Ontology annotation, cellular component: cytoplasm; nucleus. The transcript has 4 exons. NCBI's taxonomy places the organism in Eukaryota, Metazoa, Chordata, Actinopteri, Atheriniformes, Melanotaeniidae. The record is from RefSeq and is a predicted model, not a curated record.